ACAACGGAACAGACUGGAGCCGAUGGACACCAUCUUUGUCAAGCAGGUGAAAGAGGGCGGCCCCGCGCACGGAGCUGGACUCUGCACAGGGGAUCGUAUAGUUAAAGUCAAUGGAGAAAGCAUCAUUGGGAAAACGUAUUCUCAAGUAAUUGCCCUUAUUCAGAACAGUGACACAUCUCUUGAGCUCUGCGUGAUGCCAAAAGAUGAAGACAUUUUACAGCUGGUAGGUUUAAAUUCUCAUGGGUUUUCUUGUCAUACUCUUGUCAAAUGAAUGGAUUCCUCUUUAGCGUUUCAUAUUGGCUUGAUCCGUUAAAAUUGUUAUUCGAGUAAAUUCAAGUUACUAGUGCCCUCUUGUUUUUGAAUGUUUUUUUGCAGUAGAUUAUGUUCAGGUGAGCGGUGGUAUGUGUGUCAUUGUCAAAAGUUUCUGAAUGAACAGUGGAUAAAGUGCACUGAAAUUGCUCAAGUAAAAAGGAAUUGUGGGAAGGAGAGCAGACCAGUGAAAAUAAAUGGCACCGGUUUUUGUGUGAAGAUGCUCUCUCAGCCAGAGUUCAGUGAUCCAGCGGAGCGUGAUGGCGCCUGUGUGUGUGUGUGUGUGUGUGUGAGUGUGCUUAUUUUGAAAUUCAACUAUAAUGAGGUUUUUCUCAGAACUAGGGUUGUAAUGCCACUUCCGUAUCUUUGCACAUUCCAAACAGAACUCCAAAUCUCAGGCUGUUACAUGCCAACCACAUAAACUCAUACGCCACUGUGGAGCCCUCUGGGACUUUCUAACUUGACAGUAAUGAGUCCAUCCAGUGCUGAAUUUAAGACUUGGGAGGAAUGGCAUUGUUAUCUCAGCUAACAAGAAAUGGUUCUCUGUGACGAUAAAGCUAUAUGUAACACCACAUCAGUCUUGGAUUCUAGCAGUCGUAUUACAGCACACAAACAUUUAAAAACUUUUAUUAGAUUCAA
Molecule: messenger RNA, 948 nt
Organism: Puntigrus tetrazona (Sumatra barb)
Lineage: Eukaryota; Metazoa; Chordata; Actinopteri; Cypriniformes; Cyprinidae
Gene: arhgap21a
Product: Rho GTPase activating protein 21a
Exons: 3
Coding region: 23-271 (82 amino acids)
Molecular function (GO): protein binding
Source: RefSeq, a predicted model, not a curated record